AUGAUACAGGCUGGAAAAGUGGACUGUUUCUUUCAUAAAGUGCUUCCCAACCAAAUCAUCGACAUAGAAUAUCAGGUAAUAGAUUCGACACAUGGCGACCUGGACGUGUCUUUCCAGCUCACAGACCCGACGGGACGUAUCCUCGUUGCAGAUUACAAGAAGCCAGAAAACACCCACAGGCACAACGCUGUGCUCGAAGGCGAUUAUCGAUUCUGUUUCGAUAAUAGCUUCAGCACUUUUAGCCAGAAGACGGUAUUCUUCGAUAUACUAAUAGACAAUGAUGAACCAGAGGAGAAAGACUAUGAUGAUGACAAGGAGAUGGAAUUAGGUAACGCAGCUGAAACCUAUAUGAUGAGUGUGAAAGACAUAUCAGAAUCAGUGACCCGUGUCAAAGAGCGUGUAUCUACUGCAAGAAGACUGCAGGAGCUGCAUUCUGCUCACGAAGCCAGGGAUAGGAAUUUAGCAGAAGAAAUGUGUGAUAGGGUCAUGAACUGGUCCAUAUCUCAAAUAUUUUUAAUGAUAUUCGUUGGAAUAACGCAGGUAGUAUUCGUAAAAAGUCUAUUCGAUGACAAAGCUAUGACAUUUAGAAGAUUAAUUCCAGGUUUUUCCAAGUGA
This is a messenger RNA of Arctia plantaginis, 615 nucleotides long. Lineage: Eukaryota; Metazoa; Arthropoda; Insecta; Lepidoptera; Erebidae. The record is from the annotation of a GenBank genome assembly.